Episyrphus balteatus (marmalade hoverfly) is the source of this 1524-nucleotide messenger RNA. RefSeq lists its product as uncharacterized. Bases 1 to 1524 code for a protein of 507 amino acids. The record is from RefSeq and is a predicted model, not a curated record. NCBI's taxonomy places the organism in Eukaryota, Metazoa, Arthropoda, Insecta, Diptera, Syrphidae. The transcript has a single exon.
AUGGUCAAGGUAGACAAACAACACGAAAAUAUGGGCAAAUACUAUCUACCGCACCAUACAGUUGUGAAAGAUACAAGCCUAACAACAAAAACAAGAGUUGUAUUCGAUGCCUCAGCGAAGACGUCCAACGGAUACAGCUUUAAUGACGCAAUGAUGAUUGGCCCUAGACGGCAAGACAAUAUCUUUGACAUCAUCAUCAAAUGGAGGCAAUGGAAAUUUGUAGUUACGGCAGACAUCGAGAAAAUGUACAGGCAGAUCAACAGUGCUGAAGAACAUCAAGAAUAUCAUCGAAUAUUUUGGAGAGAACAACCAAAAGACAAUAUAAGGGAAUAUAAACUGACAACAGUUACGUAUGGAACAGCAGCAGCUCCAUUCUUAGCUGUCCGAACAUUGCAAGAAGUCGCAAACCAAAGUAAAGACAAAGACACAAGAAUAAAAGAAAUCAUAAGAGAAGAAUUUUACGUUUACGACUUAAUGACAGGUGCCAACAACGAAGACGAAUGCAGAUACAUAAUAAGAGCAGUGAGUGAAAAUCUUUCAAAUGCUGGUUUUCAAUUACGAAAAUGGUCUUCAAACAAUCAAAAUUUGCUGACUGGUAUAAUGUCGAAUGAUGAGCAAAAAAUAAUUAAUGUCAAAGAAGGCGACACUAUGAAAACAUUGGGACUUCACUGGGAUCCAGAUCAAGACGAGUUCCGAUUUGUUAUAGAUUCAUCUAAAUUGAGCAUUUCAAAAACCAAAAGAAAUGUGUUAUCAAAUAUUGCAAAAAUAUUCGAUCCUAUUGGAUGGCUUACUCCAGUCACGAUAAAGGCGAAAAUAUUCAUACAAAGAUUGUGGCAAUCAAACUAUGACUGGGAUGAUGAACUUGAUGAAAUCAUGAAGGCAGAAUGGAUGACCUUUCAACAAAACUUACAAGAAAUCAAAUUAAUUAAAAUCCCACGAUGGAUAUUUAAUGACGAAGCAGGUCCAAUAGAAAUACAUGGAUUUGCGGAUGCUUCAGAAAAAGCAUAUGCAGCUGUCAUAUAUGUUAAAACAAAUAUGACAAUUAAAAUACUAACAGCCAAAACCAAGGUGGCACCCAUCAAAAAUAAAAAAACUCUUCCCAAAUUAGAGUUAUGUGCAGCUCAACUACUUGCAAAGUUACUCAACAAGAUAAAAAAAUAUUUCUCAAAUGAUACAAAAUACUACGGGUGGAGUGAUUCCACUAUUACUUUGUGGUGGAUAAAAAACAACAAGAGCAAAGAAAAGUUUAUACGAAGCAGAGUAGCUGACAUCAAGAGUCUAAUGGAUAAAAUCGAAUGGCUGCAUUUAAAUUCCAAAGACAACCCAGUCGAUGUUGCAUCACGUGGCAUAUGCCCUUCAAAAAUUGCUGCACACGAACUAUGGUGUACAGGUCCGCAGUGGCUGAAACAAUCAAAACAUCAUUGGCCGCAACAGCAACACCUGGCACCAUCAACAGAUCUAAAAACGAUGUCAACAUUGCAAUGCAAGAAACAUUUUGUAUCCCCAACUCAACCAACCCCAUAA